Molecule: messenger RNA, 593 nt
Organism: Drosophila rhopaloa
Lineage: Eukaryota; Metazoa; Arthropoda; Insecta; Diptera; Drosophilidae
Product: keratin-associated protein 5-4
Exons: 2
Coding region: 166-513 (115 amino acids)
Source: RefSeq, a predicted model, not a curated record
CAUCAACUUUUCAUUGUCGAAAUUGUCCAGCGUUGAAAAUACCCGGCGAAGCUCUCUAUUUUCGUUUGUACGUCUAACGUCUGAUCAAUCAGUGGUAGUCUUAUGGACGGAAAAUAAACAGUUUCUUCGGGUCGUUUGUACUAUACAUUGUGUUCCAGUCGCUAAAUGCUCCACUACUGUAACGAUCCCACAUACGACUCCUCGAAACUCCUUUGGACCAUGUGCCUGGAAGUGAAGCGGUGUGGAUGCAGAGUGCCAGUUCCCAGUUCCUGCUCCAAGCCCAGAUCUUGCUGUAAUUCCGGAUCCUGCUGCGGACCAUGUGGCUCUUGUGGGUCGUGCUCAAAGGGCUGUGCUACCUGCUGUACCUCCUGCUGUGGGAUAUUCCCCGAAACAUGCUGCGGCCCAUGGUGUGAGUCCUGCCUGGAUCCUGCCUGGUUCUCCUGGCUGGCCCCCAAUAUCGGCCGAGCCUGCUGUUGUGCUUGCAUGCCAAUUUGUCGGAAAAAGUGCUGCUGAGGACGAGUUAUUGGGGCGUUUCAUAGCACACGGUGAAGUAUAUAUAGAAAUAAAGUCAAGUGUUUCCCAUUUCGAAUUAU